This is a messenger RNA of Diachasma alloeum, 2901 nucleotides long. Its product is annotated as coiled-coil domain-containing protein 39. The transcript has 5 exons. Gene Ontology annotation, biological process: cilium-dependent cell motility; inner dynein arm assembly; cilium movement. The record is from RefSeq and is a predicted model, not a curated record. Gene Ontology annotation, cellular component: axoneme. The coding region runs from base 23 to 2890 and encodes 955 amino acids. NCBI's taxonomy places the organism in Eukaryota, Metazoa, Arthropoda, Insecta, Hymenoptera, Braconidae.
UGUUUGAGAGCGAUUUUUGGAGAUGAGAGGGCCUAUCGAGGAGGUUUUGAAUGAGUUGGGGUGGAGUGAUGGCUUUAGGAUUCCCGUGGCUAAUGAGGAGAACAGACGACUGGAGGAGGAGAUCGACAGAAAAAUUAAGCAGAAGAAAAACCUGACCGAAGACCUCGCGAUAAACGAGGAUCGAGUUAAAUCCAUCGAGGAAUACAUCGCAAACAUCAGGAUUGAACAUGACCACAAUCAGAAACUGCUCACGGCGUAUGCAGCCCAGCACAACGCAGAGGGCCACAUCUUCAAGGUCUCCGAGCACGAGGAGUCCUCGAUCACCCAAGAGAUCCGGAAUCUCGAGAAAGAGAAGACGAACCUCGAGGAGAGGAUCGCCUCCUUGCGGAAGGAAAUGGGGAAACUGGAGGAGAAGUUGAAUAAUUCAGAGAGAACCGUCGCCUUCGAUAAGAACAAACUUCUCCAGUGGGAGGAGGUCUUGAAUAAAGAGGAGGAGGACGAGGGAUUGCUCCAGAAGUACAUGAAAUCCGACGCGAAGGAACUCAAAAAUUUAGAACUAAAGCGCCAGAAAUUGACCCUUGAAAUGGACUCCCUGAAGUCCUCAGUCCUGCAAACGCUGAACGAAAUCUGCGAGAUGGAGAUAAUUCUCGAAAGAACAGCGAAUUUCUACGUUCAGGCGCUGGAGGAGCGCGGGCAGUUGAUCGAAAGAUGGUCCCAAAGUGUUCUAGUCCUGGGUCACCGAGACGCCGGGAUCCAGGAGAUCCUGCGAGAGGUCGAGGCCCUGAAGGAGAUUGGAAAGGAGAAGAUGUCCGUCUUAUCAGAGUCCGAGGAUUUCCUGGAGAACCAGAUCUCCACGAAUCGCCAGCUGGAGGACUUGCUCCGCCACCUGGAGAAGAAGCUCUUCCUGGACAAGGAGGAGCGUCGGAAGAUCGUGGAGACCAACGCGAUGUACGACCUGGAGUACCAGACGAGGAAGAAAUCCCUGGAGGAACUCUCUCGUCGGUCCCAGCGGCUCAAGUCCGAGGCGAAGGCCACGCAGAUUUCGCUGGAGAAUAAGAGGCGGAAAAUCAGGGAGUGGACGAGGGAAAUUGAGGAGAUCAAGGCCACUAUCCGCGGGGUCGAGGACCAGAGUGUGAGCGCAGCCGAUCGCCUGAAGCAGCUGGAGGCGAUGCUCGAGGGUGAGGAGAAGCGAAAGUCCGGGAUUCUGAAGGAAACGAAGCGCUUCCAGGACUUGAUCCUGCGAACCUCGAACAAACUAACGGAAUUGGAGGGGGAGAGGAAGUCCCUGGACCUCCAGAAGAGCGGGGAGCUGAAGAAAGUGGAGAUCUUCGGGGCGCAUCAGGCGCGGGAGGAGCAGAGGCUCCAGGAGAAGACGGAAAUGAACCAGAAGUUGAAUUUCGAGAUCCAGGAGUGCGAAAUGAGACUGGGGAAGGUGGGACCGGACGACCUCAGCCGAGCGGAGAUGGAGAGGAAGGUGAAGGUGAUCGAGGAGCUCCAGAAGACGCUGGAGGAGAGGACGGAAGUGGCGAAACUGCUGCAGACGCAGUUGACGAAUUUGGAGAACGACAUUAGGAAGAUCCAGGGGAGUCUGAAGGGGGAUAACGAGGAGCUGGUGAGGCUGAGGAGUAAGAAGCAGGACGUGGGCUCCAUGAUGGAGGGCGGGGAGAAGCAGCUGAAGGCCGCGCAGAGGGUCACCGAGGAGAAACAGGUGGCGGAGAAUAUUCUGGAGUUGAGGGUCACGCAGGGGGAGCAGAUCAUCAGGAAUAUCGGUGACAAACUCCAUAAUUUGGAGAAAUACCGCCUGCAAAUCGACUCGGCAAUGAAGGAGAGACUGGCGGAAAUAAAGCUCCAGAAGGAGGGGCUGAGCCUGGAGAAGCGACUGGUGGCCUCUGAGUGCCUGGAGCUGCGGUCUGCGAUAACCGAGAGGCAGGCGAGGAUGCAGCACCUGCAGACGCGUUACGACAACGUCAUCGCGACGAUGGGGAGUAGCGAGACGAAUGGAGCCCCUGUGACGACGACGUACCUGAAGAUCCUGAAUGCCCAGGAGAAGGCGGAACUCCAGGAACAGGGGGACGAACUCGACUCGACGAUCAGGAAGACUGAGCAGGAGAUCAGGAGCAUGGAGAACACCCUGAGGAUCGUCAACGCGUGCAACGAUAAGUAUAAGUCGUCGCUGGCCGUCUCUGGGGAUGAGGAGGUCCCGGGGGAAGUGCAGAGGAAGCAGUUGGACGAGGAAAUGUUCAGGGCCCUGCAGCAGAUGAAAUUCAGGCAGGUGGAGCUGGAGGAGGUGGAGGAGGAGUACCAGAGGAUGCAGGAGGACAUCGAGGGGCUGACGGAGGAGUUGAAGGAGGCGAAGGACGAGAAGGAACUGAAGCUCAAGGCUGUUGCGGCGGUGGAGAAACUGGUGAGCGAGCAGAAGGAGAGGAUCUCCAGGGCGGAGAAGAGCCUCAGGAAGCUGUACAGGGACAUCCAGGGGAUGUGCGAGAGGGCUGAUGAUGAUAGGAUACUUCUGCAAGAGAAAGAUAUCGCUACUAGAGAACUUCAAGAGCAAAACUUUCUCGCCCUACAACGAGUCACGGAAUUCACGAUUCGUCACGUUGAGGCUGAGGUUUACGUGAAAAAAUUGCUGGGGGCUAAGAAUAUUGCGCUUCCCUGCGCCCAAUAUCUGAAGCCAUCUCCGACUCCGAGUUUGUGUGAGAGUACUCGGAGUUCUGUGGCCUCAUCUGAGAGGAGUAGAUUGACUUCCACGAGGGAAAGUGCCAGUAGAAUCCAGAAUAUUCCCUCUAAAGUCGUGUUUGAUGUCGUUGGGGGAGCAAAAUCAUCGGAAAGAACGUCCAGCUUGAGCCAGCAAUCGUCCACAAAUCGACAAUCAUUCUCGAAGAAGAAAUAAUUAAAUUUAUA